Molecule: messenger RNA, 954 nt
Organism: Psilocybe cubensis
Lineage: Eukaryota; Fungi; Basidiomycota; Agaricomycetes; Agaricales; Agrocybaceae
Exons: 5
Coding region: 1-954 (317 amino acids)
Source: RefSeq, a predicted model, not a curated record
AUGAUGAUAUACGCGCACCCAAAUACACGUCCAAAACUAGAUCCUUCUCGUUAUAGCAUUCAAGAGGAUGAACGACAAUUUUAUGAACUGCUUACGGGCAUACAUGACGAAGAGGAACUCAAGGCGCAUAUUGUAGCUGUACAGGCAAAGGCCUAUCAAGUCUUCGGGUACCCUUGUAUCCGGCUGUUCUCGUUUAUGAGGCUCACUAUUGCACGGCUCUCCGCGUAUCCAAAGGUCUUGAAACUUCUUGAACAGCGUAAAGAUCCCAUACUUCUAGAUCUUGGUUGUUGUUUUGGCAAUGACUCCAGAAAGGCGAUGAUUGAUGGUUGGCCGAUUGAGAACAUUGUAGCAUCCGACCUUCGUCAAGAAUUCUGGGAGUGCGGACAUGAGCUUUUCAAGUCCACCCCAGCUAGCUUUCCCGUUGCAUUUAUUGCAGGAGAUGUAUUCGACUCUUCCAUGCUCGACAUGGAAUCAGACACCCAAGCAGACCCAGAUUCCAUCCGUCCCCUCAGAAACCUCACCUCGCUUUCACCCCUAAAACACAAAGUAUCCGCCAUCCACGUCUCCGCACUCUUCCAUCUAUUCGACGAAGACCAUCAGCGCGACCUUGCACACCGCCUCGCGUCCCUACUGCUUCUCGAAAAGGGCUCCAUCAUAUUCGGCCAGCACGGUGCGCAGCCUGAAAUGGGAACGCGUCUCGAGAUCGUACGCAUGGACGGCACAGAUUCCGAGAUAGGACAGCACACUAUGUUUUGCCAUUCCCCUGAGAGCUGGAAAAAGUUGUGGGAGGAGGAUAUUUUCGGUCCGGGGUCGCUGCGCCACCGGGCCAGUGGAGAUUCAGAGGGAGAGGUGAGGGUCAAGGUCGAGGCGAAGCUUAAGCUGAUUGAACGCUGGGACUUUGUGAAUACAAACACGAAGUUUUAUUUCAUGGAUUGGUCAGUCGAGGUGCUUUAG